Protopterus annectens (West African lungfish) is the source of this 1733-nucleotide messenger RNA. RefSeq lists its product as uncharacterized. The record is from RefSeq and is a predicted model, not a curated record. Lineage: Eukaryota; Metazoa; Chordata; Ceratodontiformes; Protopteridae. The coding region runs from base 344 to 1063 and encodes 239 amino acids. The transcript is spliced from 2 exons.
GCAUGGCUACAUUACUGGGUGUGGCACUAACUUCCUCUGUUCUGUAUUUUGUUACAAACAUUGCUUUCUUAUUUCCUAAUGCUUGCUUCUGCUCAGUCUCUACAUAUUUCCUCAUAUUGUUUAGGUGAAGGGUCCCCAGAUUGCAUUAUUUUCCUGUUCAUUUCCUGUGUCUAACAUUGUUCUUAAACUGUGCCAAGAUUUAAUUCACUUGUCCCAAACAAUCAUCCUCAAGAAUUCAAGUGGAGUUACUUGCUGACUGACUACCUAGCUGUCUUCUGAAGCCAUCUUGGAAGAUCACAACAGGCCCAGAACCAGGCCAGGGUUCCCAGAGAAGAUACAGACAAUGCUGAAACGAGUCAUGUUCUUCUUCUUACUACUUGCUAAUGAAUAUAUAAAACUUGUUGACCUUAGAGGCUGUUCAGUCCCAGUAGAAAGGGUGAAUUAUGUCCUCAAGACUUGUGCAACAUUCCACUUCCACAAAAGCCAGACAUGGAACCUUCCAGAAACUACAGAAAAGACUGUUCCAGGUGGAUGGACUGAACAUGUUAUUGCAUUUACAGUGGCAGAAGGGUGCUUGCUCAUGCUCUGGAAUGGCCAUCAAAAGGCUGGAAUGCCUGUUCUUUUCCAGCAAGGUUUUCACUGGAAUGUCAGAGGUGUAUACACCAAGACCCUUGUUACCCUCUUCUGUAACUGUGAAGCAGAAAAUAACCCUGCUGAAACACAUAACUUUGAAAACUUUAAAAGAAAACACCUGGUAAACCCAGAUAAUUGUAGUGACAGCCAUGACAGACGUUUCUGGACUGAUUUAAUAAAUCACAGAAAACUAACAGAUUAUGUUACGAAUAUCUUUAUCCAUGCUUCUGCCAAGGAAGCAAGCGAGAUUUGCCAUGGGAUUCAUGUAGGUAAAAGACAUAGUGGACGAUUUAAAAGUAGGAAUAAGUUCAAGAUUACUACCGUCAUAAAGGAGACUAAUGGUCUGUAUUCGGCUACCAGUACCAUGCAUCAUGUUGAAGUUGAGUGCAACCCCCGACAUUUACCAGUAAAAUUAGUGAAACCAUCUUAAGAUUUCAUGGUGUUUAAAGGGUCAGAAGAGGCUAACGUCCCAUGCUCACAAACUCUGCAUACAAAGCAGCACAAACCUGACCAUUCCCACAAUCUUCAUUUGUACUUCAUACAGUUUAAGUCUUGUAUAACUCGGAUAUAAUAUUUGCUUGCACAUCUUAAGCAGUUGUUCUUCAUAGACAUCUUGUUGCAAUAGCUUGUGCAUGACCUUUUAAACUGAUGGCCAACUAUUUUAUUAUCACAAUUUGUCAUUAAAAGCAUAUAUAUUAUCCCUGUGCAUACCGCAAGUAAUCACCAUAAUUUCAAGAAUUUAACCAAUUUCUUUUUUUUUUUUAAGUAAAAUACAGACAAGGCGUAUCUCAGCAGCCCAGAUAAUUGGAAUUAUUCAUAUUAUUUCUACUUUGCUGACUGCUUAUUGUGUUGUUCUAAUGUUUUUCUUGUUUUAGUUAUAAAAUGCAAUUUCAUUGUUAUAUGACUUACAUUUUUUUCUUCUUUACCAAUUAUGGUGUUUGACUUUCAGGAGUGUAACGCAAACUGUAAUUCCUUUGACAUAUGCCACAAUUUUAAAAAUAGCUUUAAUGUCAAACUCACACCAUUUGCAAAAACUCUUGAGUAUUGCAAGAUUGUAAUUUUUGCUGAUGACUUUAAAUAAAUAUUGCUUUUAGCUCUGA